GCCCCGCCCCUCGCCUCUCGCCCCGCCUCCCGCGCUCCCAGUCAGGUUCAAAGCCUCCUCCCGCCUAAGGUCUUCAGCCCAGCCGGGCUGCCCUUCUUCCCUGCGGAGGGAGGGCCUGGGCGGUCGGGUUGGCGGGAGGGAGGUUACCUUUCCCGGUCUCGCUCCGGCCGCCCGAGCCGGGAGGAAGCAGCGGCGAGGUCUGCGGGCGGCAUGGCGGGAGCUCAGGACGAGCGCGGGCGGGGCCCCGCGGCAGGGGAGCAGCUGCAGCAGCAACACCUCUCUUGCCAGGUCUUCCCCGAGCGUCUGGCCCAGGGGAAUCCCCAGCAAGGGUUCUUCUCCAGCUUCUUCACCAGCAACCAGAAGUGCCAGCUUAGGCUCCUGAAGACGCUGGAGACAAAUCCAUAUGUCAAACUUCUGCUUGAUGCUAUGAAACACUCAGGUUGUGCUGUUAACAAAGAUAGACACUUUUCUUGCGAAGACUGUAAUGGAAAUGUCAGUGGAGGUUUUGAUGCUUCAACAUCUCAGAUAGUUUUGUGCCAGAAUAAUAUCCAUAAUCAGGCCCAUAUGAACAGAGUGGUCACACACGAGCUCAUUCAUGCAUUUGAUCAUUGUCGUGCCCAUGUCGACUGGUUCACCAACAUCAGACAUUUGGCAUGCUCAGAGGUUCGAGCUGCUAACCUUAGUGGAGACUGCUCACUUGUCAAUGAAAUAUUCAGGUUACAUUUUGGAUUAAAACAACACCAUCAGACUUGUGUGCGAGACAGAGCCACUCUUUCUAUCCUGGCUGUUAGGAAUAUCAGCAAAGAAGUAGCUAAAAAGGCUGUUGAUGAAGUUUUUGAAUCUUGUUUCAAUGACCAUGAACCUUUUGGAAGGAUCCCACAUAACAAGACUUAUGCAAGAUAUGCUCAUAGAGACUUUGAAAACCGUGAUCGGUAUUAUUCAAAUAUAUGAGCACAAUGACAUUUUUAUAUUACAGAGCUUCCAUCAUCAUGAAGAAAAAAAAAUUUGGUUCUCAAGUGAACAAACAUAUAAAAUGUAAACAAUCCCUUCAAUCCAUAUAAAACAGAGAAGACUGUGAUUCUAGCAUAUUAUCAGAAAAAGUAACUAUGGCAAAAAAUGAAACUGCUUUAAACUCCAAGGCAAAAAUUGUAUCUUUAUGGCUAACCAUUUAGUAAAUAAAUACAUUACAUUUUUGUAUUUUAGUGAUUGGUUUUUAUUACAUGUGAUUAUUUUAAAAUUUGAUUAUGAAACCUGUGAAGUGUGCUCUUCCAUGAUGUUGAUAGGUGACCACUGUUGGUAUUUACAUUAAAUGUAAAGAAAUGUGUACUGAUCUCAUUGUAGGACACUUAUUGAGCUGUUGUUAUGAUGAAAAUUGGAAAUAAUUCAUUCAGUGGUCAAUGCUA
Molecule: messenger RNA, 1403 nt
Organism: Pongo pygmaeus (Bornean orangutan)
Lineage: Eukaryota; Metazoa; Chordata; Mammalia; Primates; Hominidae
Gene: ATP23
Product: ATP23 metallopeptidase and ATP synthase assembly factor homolog
Exons: 6
Coding region: 211-951 (246 amino acids)
Biological process (GO): mitochondrial proton-transporting ATP synthase complex assembly; mitochondrial protein processing
Molecular function (GO): metalloendopeptidase activity
Source: RefSeq, a predicted model, not a curated record